Passer montanus (Eurasian tree sparrow) is the source of this 12146-nucleotide messenger RNA. RefSeq names its product microtubule associated monooxygenase, calponin and LIM domain containing 3 (gene MICAL3). Gene Ontology annotation, molecular function: protein binding; FAD binding. Lineage: Eukaryota; Metazoa; Chordata; Aves; Passeriformes; Passeridae. The record is from RefSeq and is a predicted model, not a curated record. The transcript has 42 exons. The coding region runs from base 384 to 7142 and encodes 2252 amino acids.
UCCUCGAGGCUCUGCGAGAUGCUCCGGCAAAGGCUGCCACAAGGAGAUUUGCAGCCGAGAUCCCGUCUCUUCUACAUUUUGGCUUUACCUUGCAAGCCUAGAGGAGGAGAAAAUCGCUGCUAGGAGCCCUGCGAAGAGAAGCCGUGUGGAGGCAGGGCACGGGGAGUGGCGAGGGGCUCGAAUUUGGGUGUCUGCCCCUGCAGAGGCGAGCUGCGAGCACCUGUCGGGGAGGAGCUGACUCAUGUGAGAAGAAGGUCAUUCCCGCAGCUCUGUUAAUAAUGCUUGUAAGGCAGAGGUGAAAGUGGCUCAGCAGAACAACACCAGGAAAUCUGGCAGACUGGAAGAGCACAGCUGCCCCCCUGGGCAGCUGCCACGUGUGAAGCAUGGAGGAAAGCAAAAACGAGAAGGUGAACCAGGCUCACGUUCUCUUCGACAGAUUUGUCCAGGCUUCCACCUGCAAGGGGACUCUGAAGGCUUUCCAGGAGCUCUGUGACUACCUGGAACUAAAGCCCAAGGACUAUCGUUCCUUCUAUCACAAACUCAAGUCCAAGCUCAAUUACUGGAAAGCCAAAGCCUUGUGGGCCAAAUUGGAUAAAAGAGGCAGCCAUAAGGACUACAAGAAGGGGAAAGCAUGCGCCAACACGAAGUGUCUGAUCAUUGGGGCUGGACCCUGUGGCCUUCGCACAGCCAUCGACCUGUCCUUCCUGGGAGCCAAGGUGGUGGUGAUAGAGAAGAGGGACGCCUUCUCCCGCAACAACGUGCUGCACCUCUGGCCCUUCACCAUCCACGACCUCAGGGGCCUCGGCGCCAAAAAGUUCUACGGCAAAUUCUGUGCAGGAUCCAUAGACCAUAUCAGUAUCCGUCAGCUCCAGCUGAUCCUUUUGAAGGUUGCCUUGAUCUUGGGAAUAGAGAUCCAUGUCAAUGUGGAGUUCCGGGGGCUCGUGUACCCUCCGGAGGACCAGGAGAAUGAAAGAAUAGGUUGGCGUGCACUGGUCCAUCCCAAAACCCAUCCAGUGUCUGAGUAUGAGUUUGAAGUAAUCAUUGGAGGGGAUGGCAGAAGAAACACCUUAGAAGGGUUUCGCCGAAAGGAAUUCCGUGGAAAACUUGCAAUCGCUAUCACAGCAAACUUCAUCAAUCGCAACACCACAGCUGAAGCCAAAGUAGAAGAGAUCAGCGGCGUGGCCUUCAUCUUCAACCAGAAGUUCUUCCAGGACCUCCGGGAUGCCACAGGCAUUGACUUGGAGAACAUUGUCUACUACAAAGAUGAUACACACUACUUUGUCAUGACUGCCAAAAAGCAGAGUUUGCUGGAUAAAGGAGUGAUACGGCAUGACCAUGCCGACACAGAGGUCUUGCUCUCCCGGGAGAACGUGGACCAGGAGGCUUUGCUGAACUACGCCAGGGAGGCAGCAGAUUUCUCCACUAACCAGCAGCUGCCCUCUCUGGACUUUGCCAUCAACCACUAUGGGCAGCCCGACGUGGCCAUGUUUGACUUCACGUGCAUGUACGCCUCGGAGAACGCGGCCCUGGUGCGCGAGCAGAACGGCCACCAGCUCCUUGUGGCGCUGGUCGGGGACAGCCUCCUGGAGCCGUUUUGGCCAAUGGGAACUGGAAUAGCCAGGGGAUUUUUGGCUGCAAUGGACUCUGCUUGGAUGGUACGAAGUUGGUCGCUUGGAGCCAGUCCUUUGGAAGUGCUUGCAGAGAGGGAAAGCAUUUACAGGCUGCUGCCUCAGACCACCCCAGAGAACGUGAGUAAAAACUUCAGCCACUACAGCAUUGAUCCUGCCACUCGAUAUCCCAAUAUCAAUGUCAACUUCUUGAGGCCACAGCAGGUACGCCACUUGUAUAAUACAGGAGACUUGAAAGACAUUCACCUGGAGAUAGAGAACUUUGUGAACUCCAGGACACCAAAGCUGACUCGAAAUGAGUCUGUAGCUCGCUCUAGUAAAUUGCUCAGUUGGUGCCAGAGGCAGACUGAUGGAUAUGCUGGUGUUAAUGUGACAGAUCUGACAAUGUCAUGGAAAAGUGGCUUAGCUUUGUGUGCCAUUAUCCACAGAUACCGUCCAGACUUAAUAGACUUUGAUUCCUUGGAUGAGCAUGAUGUGGAGAAGAACAACCAACUGGCCUUUGACAUCGCUGAGAAAGAGUUUGGGAUCUCUCCCAUUAUGACUGGAAAGGAAAUGGCAUCUGUUGGAGAGCCAGAUAAGCUGUCCAUGGUGAUGUACCUCACACAGUUCUAUGAGAUGUUCAAAGACACCAUCCCCUCUAGUGAUGCCCUGGAGCUGAAUGCAGAAGAGAAGGCUGCCCUGAUUGCCAGUACCAAGUCUCCCAUCUCCUUCCUCAGCAAACUGGGACAAAGCAUCUCUCGGAAGCGCACUCCCAAGGACAAAAAAGAAAAGGAACUGGAUGGUGCAGGAAAGAGGAGAAAAACCAGCCAAUCUGAGGAUGAGGACCUCCCACGAAGCUACAGGGAAGAAAGGCCCACACUGGUGAGUGCCCUGACAGAGAGGAGAAUUGAUGCUGCCAUUGGGAACCAGAACAAAGUCAAGUCCAUGGCAACCCAGCUGCUGGCCAAGUUUGAAGAGAAUGCACCAGUGCCGUCCUCAAACUUACGAAGACAGCAACCUGUCCUGCCUUACCAAGAGCGUGGCCACAGCCAGCCAUCCAGCAGACGAGAGCAGGGCCGCCUUGCUCCCAUACCCCAGUGGAAACAGAUGAGGCAUAAGGAACGUUCUCGGACCUGCCCCAAAAAAGUGAUCAUGCUUUCUUCUUCCACUCCAUCCUCCUCUCCAUCGUAUCCCAGGCAGCAGAGAUUCAGGGAACCUGGUGCUGGCUAUCCCGGGGAGCUGAGGCCCAGACAGGAAAGGAGAUCUCCUCGUUUAUUUUCUCAUGACCAAGUGCCCAUGAGUGUUGAGCAAAGGGCAUGUCAGCUGGCUGCCCUCCUGGAGUCCAGACGUGCACUGAGGCAUCAGCCCGAGACGGAGCCGUCUCGCCGAUUCUUUGUUGACCAGUGGGAGCUCUCCCUUAGCCUCCGCUCUUCCAACCGCCCUUCCUCACCCUCCUCCGACUCCCUCCGACAGAAGUACAUAAAGAUGUACACAGGCGGAGUGAGCUCAUUGGCUGAGCAGAUAGCCAAUCAGCUUCAAAGGAAAGAGCAGCCCAAAACCCUUCUAGACAAGAAGGAACUGGGCUCGCUGAAGAAGGAGUUCCCCCAGAACCUGGGAGGCAGCGACGUGUGCUACUUCUGCCGCAAGCGGGUCUACGUGAUGGAGCGGCUCAGCGCCGAGGGCAAGUUCUUCCACCGCAGCUGCUUCAAGUGCGAGUACUGCGCCACCACGCUGCGCCUGUCCUCCUACGCCUACGACAUCGAGGACGGUAAAUUCUACUGUAAACCUCACUACUGUUACCGAGUCUCUGGUUAUGCUCAGAGGAAGAGGCCAGCAGUGGGUCCUCUGUCAGGAAAGGACACCAAAGGACCUGUGCAGGACGCCAUGGCCAGCGACGGGAGCGGACGGGCCAGCAGCAUCCCCACCUCAGCAGAGAGGGCCCCAGGUUCCAGUGUGAACGGGCUGGAGGAGCCCAGCCUGGCCAAGCGGCUGCGGGGCACUCCGGAGCGCAUCGAGCUGGAGAACUACCGGCUGUCCCUGCAGCGCGAGGAGGAGCUGGAGGAGGUCCCCGAGGAGACCCUGGCAGAGCACAACCUGAGCAGCGUGCUGGACAAAGGGACAGAGGAGGAUGUGCCCAGCAGCUGUCCUCUCUCUUUCUCUCUUUCCCUCUUUCCAUGGCUUGUGUGUGUACACGGUGUUAAAUGUGGAUGUGUGCCUCCCUCUGCUGUAGAGGGAGAGUAUAACCCUUGGGAGAGAGAGCUGCAGCAAGGCCUCUGGCUUCAACGUCUCUCAGAUGAAGAGGACUCGGGUACACGUAAAGCUGGAAACCUUAGGCUGCAGCAGAUUGUAAAUCCGGUUGAUCCUCUGGAGAUCCUGGCAGAUGUGCACUGGACACACAUCCGUGAGAAAGAGGAGGAGGAAAAAAUGGUCUCAGCCUCAAAGUCCUCCACCUCCAGAGCAUCCGACCUUCCCUCCGUACGCCAUGAGGCGGUACAGGCGUGGCUGGAGACGGUCCCUGGAGCUCCAUGUGAGGAGGAUGAUGUGGAGGAUGAGCUGGGCACAGAGCCUGCAGACACAGAAGGGCAGGCAGGUGAAGAGGGAGACACGGGUGCAGAGCUGGACGAUGACAUCGCCUCUGAUGCAGAAGCGGAGUUUCGCUUACGUCGGGGUGGGGCAGAAGGGGCAGAACUGAAAGUCUCUGAAGAUGAAGAAGAAGCAGAAGAUGCUUCUCACAGUGUGACAGAAGAUCCAUGCAAGCCACCCAUCCCUAUCCAGCCCUCUAGUGACAGUGUUCUUCCUCUGUCUCCAGCUGCUAGUCCCAAAGCAAAACAAGCAGAGGAUGUAGAAGAUCCCCUGGCUGAAGUGUGCCGUGCAAUAAAAUCCCCAGAGCCACGCUUUUUUCCUGAGCCUUUCAUUCUUGAGGAAAGACCAAAGGAUGAAAUUCCCAAAGACAGGAAAGUCAAAAGCCCUUUGGUGCCGCCAUCUCCAGUGUUGUCCCAGCCGGUUGCAUCACCAGAAGCCAUUGUAGCCCCAUCCCCAGCAGAGUCCCAGCCAGGAGCACCAGCACUGCCCUCAUCCGCAGCAUCUGCUGAAAAGCCUAUCUGCUCCCAGCCUUUGCCUUCUGCUGAAACAUCCAUUCCAUCCCCAGUGGAGCCUCCAGUAUGUUUCCAGCCUGUCCCAGCCUUAACAUCUACUCCUUUAGCCAAACUGGCCCUUAGGGGCCAGGAUGGUGAGGUGGAAAAACUGGGGAGCCCUACUACUGCAGAAGAAGCCCUGAAACGGAGCAGCCUGGUGGAAGAGUUCUGGAUGAAGAGUGCCGAAAUCCGAAGGAGCUUGGGGCUCACCCCCGUGGACAGGAACAAACGCUCAGAGAGCAACUUCACUGUGUCUGCUCUGGAGACAACUCCUCAGAAGACUUUCAACAGCAGGAAUAUUUCAGGGGAUGAAAGGAUCCAUCCUGUGAAACCCCAGCCUGCCCCAAGGAGGCAGGGGCUAUCCAAGUUAGAAAAUGAGCAGAUCUCUCUGCUCACUCCGAAGUCUCCAUCAGAAAAAGAGCUAAAGAUUCCCAGUGAAGUACGGGGAGAUGUGUCCAGCAGCUCCGGACUUGGCCUUCAGGAGAGCUCAUCUAACAUGAGAACUAUGGCUAGCCAGAGCUUCAACACUUCCGACUCCACCAUGCUAACUCCCCCAUCGAGCCCGCCCCCACCACCUCCUCAGAACGAGGAGCCGGCCACGCUGCGCAGGAAGAGGUACCAGGCCCUCUGGCAGAAUGAGGUAGAAGCCAGGUCACCUCCAACACCAGCAUCAACACCUCCUGUUCCCCGACAGCAGGAGCCAGCCCCUCCUGCCAAGGAGACCCCCCCGGCCAAGAGGGACGACGUGCGGAAGUCGUUCGCGGAGAGCGUGGAUGAAAUUCCAUUUGCUGAUGACGUGGAGGACACGUAUGAUGACAGGACAGAGGACUCCAGCCUUCACGAGAAGUUCUUUACACCUCCUACCAGUAGGCCGAGGCCAGAGAAACCACAUGUUUUGCCCUUGGUCAAAGAAAAUGGUGGUCCACCCUCCAUGGAAGGAGGGAUUCACCAUAAGAAGAGGGUGUUCCCUGACAUUUCUGUGGAGGCCAAGGAGCUUGCUGAAGAAAGAAUGAGAGCCAGAGAGAAGUCGGUCAAGAGCCCAGCACUACGUGAUGCCAUGGCUAAACAGUUGUGUAAGAUGAAAGAUAUGGAGGUGACUGCUGCUGCUGCUGGGGUCACAAGGGCACGAAAGGCAUCUUCUAUGCCCUUGAAGACCAAAGAGUUGUUUUAUGAGUCUCCAAAACAUUUGGCCUUGAAAUUGGCAGAGGGAUCCGCACGAAAACAUAAUUCUGCUACUGAGAAGUACUCCACUCCUCCUGCUGACAUGGCUGGACCUGAAGGGUCUGUCAGCUCUUCAGAAGGCUCCAGUGGGAAGAGUAAGAAAAGAAGUUCCCUCUUCUCCCCUCGUAAGAACAAAAAGGAGAAGAAAUCCAAAAACGAUAGCAGACUUUCUGACAAAUCUAGUGGUGGGACAGAGGAAGCAACAAAGCCUAGGUCGUUAUGGAAGUCUGUUUUCUCUGGCUAUAAGAAAGACAAGAAGAAAAAGGCUGAUGAGAAAUCUUGCCCAAGUACUCCCUCAAGUAAUGCCACUGUGGAUUCUGGCAAGCACAAACCCUCUCCACUGAUUACAGCUGCAGAUUUACAGCUCCGUCAACACCUGAGUUUCUCGGAGGACUCCGACCUCUCCAGUGAUGAUAUUCUGGAACGCUCCUCCCAGAAAUCCAAACGAGAGUCGAUCUAUGUACCACACGCCUUGGCAUUCAAGAGAUCAUACUCGUCAAAGAGGGCCUACACAGAAGAGGAGCUGAACGCCAAGCUGACGCGGCGAGUGCAGAAAGCUGCCCGCAGACAAGCCAAGCAAGAGGAGCUAAAGAGGUUACACAGAGCUCAGAUUAUCCAGCGGCAGUUGGAGCAAGUGGAAGAGAAGCAGAGGCAGCUCGAGGAGAGAGGAGUUGCUGUGGAGAAGGCCCUUCGAGGAGAAGCAGACUAUUGGGGAGAGUCUUAUUACAGUGACCUCAUCGACUUGCAUCUGGGUGUUGAGCCCAAUGGCGGGACACCACGUCGUAGACCUCUCUCCUUCUGCCCUUGCUGUGCCCAUGAAGGCAUGGGUAAGAAGGAUGACCCCAAGCUGAUGCAGGAGUGGUUCAAGCUGGUGCAGGAGAAGAAUGCCUUGGUUCGCUACGAGUCUGAACUGAUGAUAUUUGCUCGGGAGCUAGAACUGGAAGACAGGCAGAGUCGACUGCAGCAAGAACUCCGUGAGAGGAUGGCAGUAGAAGAUCAUCUGAAGACAGAUGAGGAGCUCUCGGAGGAGAAGAGGAUUCUGAAUGAAAUGCUUGAAGUAGUGGAGCAGAGAGAUUCCCUUGUGGCUCUCCUUGAGGAGCAACGGCUUCGAGAAAAAGAAGAAGACAAGGACCUGGAGGCAGUCAUGCUUUCCAAAGGCUUCAGCUUGAACUGGUCCUGAGCUUAACACAUUUACCUCUGCUGGUCUGCGUUGUCCAGUUGGCCUACUCUGAGUUUGCCAGAAUUACAUGGAUAGGAAGAUGUUGAAGGGGAAACCUCUGAAGGGUCCAACAGCAUGCAGGGAUUUGGUUUGAAGCACUCAGAAGCCUUUUGAUAAGUGUGUUGAUUCCAGAAGCUUAAGUUUUACAUGUCUGCAAGCCAAGUUGAAGAAAUGAGUUGAGACUGUGGAGUCUCCUUGAGGUCCUGUACGAUGGACCAUAUUUUGUGUGUGGUAGGAGGGAGGGGGGAGUAAUCCAUGUGUGGGGAAGGAGGUUAAGGGAAGAAGUACCCUUAACUACAUUGGAUUUAAGGCAGUCCAUUCCUUUCCCAUUUUUACUACACCAGUUCUAAUAAAAGGGAGGGAAGUGGCAACCUUUCCUGAAAAACCACAGCAGCCUGUAGCAGUGGAGUCAGCUGUCCAAGAGAGCUCCAGAAGCCCAGGGCAAGACCUUCUUUGCUUUAGUCUUCCUUCCCACCAAAGAAACCUGCAGUUGGUCCUCAUGCAUGGAUAUGAAGAAACACAAGACAGAGGAGAUACUGCUAUGUGUGAUGGAACUCUCUGCCUCUUGGUUUUUGGAGAGAAGUGGGCAUCAGUGGACUCUUUCCCUACCUUAGCCUCCUAAAUCUUCUUGUGGGGAACAAGGGGAGCAGAAGAGAGAGGGAAGAUGCCCAUCUGCUUUGCUACACACUGGAGAGGCAGCUACUGCUGGCCUUAGUCUUCAUGGCCACAGCUCAGAGGCUGGUGGGCUUCCUUGUUCUGUUUUUAUUGUGACUGUUUUGACACUGGAAAAUACUGCUGUGGGACAGUGGUAAGUGUGUGCUGGGGCAGGGGUGUUCCCAGGCAGCAUUCCCUGGUUAUUAGGCCCCCUAAAAGGGAGAAGCCCUUAAGUGACCGAACCACCAUUAAGACUUUUCAGUGUUUUUAUUUUUAUUUUUUUCCUCUGUAUUUUGUUUUUGCACAUUGGAAACAAAGCUUAAGACCUGCCUGGGCCCUCAGUCACUUUGACCCUUUUAUGUCAAUUAACUUAUUUUUUUAAUACUUGAAAGAAGAUUCAUUUUUGUAUCUUUUAGGAAAAAAAUGGACGAGUGAUGGGUGUGUGUGCCUGCUGCAUCCUACAACUUCCACUUCAAAAUUACUGGACGUUGUUACCUGUGGCUAUUUAUUAGUGUUCUUAAUAAUAAUUUGAUUGUUACACAUAUGUGAUUGUGGAGGGAGUGUUUUAACUCUGUUAGAGAAAGACACUACUGCGGAUUGGUCCCUGCUUCACAGCAAGGGCAGCCUUUAUGUACCCAUGGAUGCAUCCUGCCCUAGGAGUUUUCCUCUAUGAAAAAAAUCCUGUGCACUCAUGGAGUUUAAGAAUCUAUUUGUGUUCUUAGCAUCCUUUUCUUCCACAUCCCACAUUCUCUCUUUUGGUCUAACAAACCUAUAUUUAUUUACAUUUUACAUUUUUAUAAGAAGAAAGCCAAAACUGUGAGGUAGAAAUAUCCCAUAUGUCUCUUCCUCACUGAAAGAGGGGAUCCUCACAGUCCUGAUACAGUUUGAGGGAUUUUCUUGAAAACAAAAUCAGCACAUUUCCUGCUACAUCUAUUGGAAGAAGCUCCUUUUGGCCCAGUUAGUGAAUCUGCUGCUUUUCAGCCAGGAGGGCCCUGACCGUAACCACACGAUAAUUGAUGAGCAGGAUGUGCACUGAGCAGCUCAGCCCCGCUCCCUGUGGGACAGACUCCCUGGGCAAACGUGUCCUUAACCUAUCCUGCAGAGCUGAAACAGCACCCUGCGCUGGGGAUGUGUCCCAUCCUUCACAGGAUGUGUCCACAGGGUUUCCCUCCUUGGGAUGCUGACUAUGUUCUUUUCCUGUUCAAGAAGUACCAAGGCUGCUUUCUGAAGUCUCUGAGAACGUGUCCCUUUUCCCAAGCACAUUUGUACAGCCUGCUGACUCUUCCAGCUGGAAUUGACACUGCCGGUGCGAGGCACCCCAGCAGGGCUGAACAUCCUUCAGUCUUUUGCCCUGGCACAGAAGUUUGCAUGAUUUCUUGCUGUUGGCUCUCUACCUCCUUCAGAGGGCUCUCCUGUAAGCCAAGGUCUAUGAUUUGAAUUCACCUCUGACUUGGGAGAACGCCCAGGCUGAGGGAGAACGGGUAGGAGUGUCCAUGGGGACUCUGAGCAGUGCUGGUUGCUAACUGUGGAAACCCGUGUUUUCCACCCAAAGUGUUCUCCCUUUAUUCCACCUAAGGCAUUACAAAUUGAAUCCAGAUACUCGUGAAACCAAGCAGACAGACAGGCAGCUGCAGUGCUAGUUAAUAACUGUGUUUAGCAAGUGGCACCUGCCAUUUCAGCAUUCCAGAGUGUUGGCUUUACCAGCAGGAUGUCUAACAAAGAGAAUUCCCUCCUGUUUGCUGGUGCAGGGCUGCUGCCCGAGUCAAACUGGCAAUGGCAGUUUACACAGUCUGCAUUUGAGGGGCCACUGGAAGCUGGAGUGCAGGAAGAGGGAAGAAAGGUAGAAAGUUUACUGUAAAUUGUCUUGUGCAGAGAAUUGACCUCAGUCCAUUUUAUAGUGCACUGGGUAUAUGGACCACAUCUAACUUGUAACAAAAGGUCAUUGAAUGUGAGCUGUAGAACAGAAAAGAGUCCUGAAGGAGAAACACCAGAUGGUUUCUUUUCCCUUUCAUGCUGAGGGACAUUGGCCGGAUCUUUGCAAUGCUGAAGAGUGAGAUCACUUCAGGGUGUAAUACCUUAUUGCACAGAAAACCCACAUAUUCUAACCCUAAACUCUUUGGGUUGUGCUGAAGGCCUCCAGCAGCGGGAAUGAAAACAAAGAGCUGACAUCGCACACACAAAUUGAUCAAAAAUACACAAAAGGGAAUGUUAAAAGGCCUUUUUAUAUCAAAAUGGUUGGAAAAGGCACAACUUGUUAUUUGCUGUUCAGUUGCACUUUAAGAAUAUGACUUGCAUAUCAGAUAGUGGGUUUUUUUACUCUGAAUAUUUUUAAUUCAAAUUUUGUAUUUUUAAAGCUGAAGAAGGUUCUUGUGAGCACAAGAUUCCUUAUUUGUAUCCGAAUCCGAGCAGGAUGUUCUAGCUCUUUGCGCUGCCCGCAGCGUGCACCCAGCCACGUGCAUUCAAUGACGUGUGUCCAUUUCAUUGUGAGGAGAGCCAAGGGACCUCAGCCCCCGAGACCUGGGCACACAAGGGUGGCUGUCCCCUGGUGACACGGUCCUGACCUGGGGCUGUGUCCAUGUGUGAGGAGAGCCAAGGGACCCUCAGCUCCUGAGACCUGGGCACACAAGGGUGGCUGUCCCCUGGUGACACGGUCCUGACCUGGGGCUGUGUCCAUGUGUGAGGAGAGCCAAGGGACCCUCAGCUCCUGAGACCUGGGCACACAAGGGUGGCUGUCCGCUGGUGACACGGUCCUGACCCGGGGCUGUGUCCAUUUCACCUGUGAGGAGAGCCAAGGGGCCCUCAGCCCCCGAGACCUGGGCACACAAGGGAGGCUGUCCCCUGGUGACACGGUCCUGACCCGGGGCUGGCCACUUCGUCCUGGCAGCAGGUGCGAAGAGAGGCGAGCUGGAGCCCGAGCCUUGUUGGCUCUGAAAUGGGCACACUGAGGAUAGGGCAAGCCCUUCAGCCCCCUACAGGGAAGGGAGGGGAGCACCAGCUCCUGGAAGGAAAAGCCCAGGAGGUAAAUGGAGAUGGGGGAGUGAGGACUGCCAGAAUUAAUCUGCUGUUUUCACAGUACCAAUUUUUUUUUAAACUGUUCUGUUCCUUUUAACCAUAUCUCAUUAAAAGUCACAACUGGCUGUAAAAUUCCAAGCUUCAGAGAACUAAUGUGUGGGGAAGUGACAAGACAUUUCAGCUCCAACUUUCAGACAUAUUCUUUCUUUCAGUUAACCAGUAUCCCCUGGUCUCACUAGGGCAUGUUAUAAACUGCAUUGCUGAACAUAUUUUAGAGCAAACCGCAAGUUUUAAAAGUCUGUCCUUCUCUCUCUGUCUCUGCAUUUUCUGUAAAUAUUUGUUUGUAUGUAAAGGCACCAGUGGAUCCUUGGGCUACCCCCAUGGUCAAGAAUCUGAGUUUUGUGCAAUGCCUAGGCCUCUGUUAGAACACGGUGCUUGCGUAGAGCUAGUCACCACAUUUGUGUGCACUCUGGUGGGUUUUAAUAUUUUUAUACAUCCUAAUCCUGAACGUGAUGAAGUAUUCUAAGUGGUCUAGACAGCAUGAUCUAGAGCAGCCGGCAGUUCCCUUUUGUGAGCAGCUGCACCUUGUUUGGUUAACAUUCUUCUAAGAUGAGUUUUCCAUUAAGUGUUUACACCACACACCAGUGGAUUGAGAGAGGUGUUGCGUUGUAAAAUCUCCCGUGUGCAAACUGAAAAGCUGCAGUGGGAAUUUCAGUUGUCACUGUCUGCAAGGAAGAGAGCUCUAAAGCAUACUAAAAACCAGCCUGUAUAUAGUUGACAGAGAAAGAGAUGGCUGGCUGUUGACCUUUGCAAAGUAACAGAGAUGGGAAGCUUUCCAAAAGUUCCUGCUUUUGGAUUGUCCAAGCCUGCUACCCUGCCUGUACGUGCCUGCUUGGCAGGGUGGCAGGCAGAGGAGGAUGUCGCUGAAAGCAGGUGUGAAGGGGAGGAUGCCGCGCUCUGAUGGCAUUGCAGUAAUUUAAAUACUCUGUAUCUGUGGGUGCAUGCGUGUGUGUGUGAAGUCUAAUCCAGGCAAAAGGAGUUGCUUUGGCAUCUGCCCUUUUGUGUGAACAUGAACUCUGAUAUUCAGAUUGUUCAAGGCUUUUACGGUUGGCAUGUAUGGAGCGUUAACAGAAAAGUGAAUACCCUACCUGUACAAAACCAACUCUGUUCCAGCCUGUUUUCUUCUAUUUGGUUGUGUUUUAUCGUUUGUUUUUAUGCACACUUGCUUCAUUGGUGUUGAGAUUUUAGCACCUCAGAUGGCCAACUGAACUAAAAAAAAAAAUAAAGUCAUUAAUUAUU